GGGACGAGAGAGAGAGAGAGAGAGAGAAAGCAAAAUAUCUCGGCUGUCUCGUAGUCUGAAGAAAGAUCAGUCUAUAUCACACAGUUGGCCGCAUUGGUUUUAUUAGAGCCCAAACAUUCAAACUUGCUAAAUGUCAAACGUGAUUUCUUGACUUUCCCUAAAGAGAGAGUUGGAAGUACGCGGCCACAGAGUCAAAAUUGUAUGUGUCAGGGGCUAACUGUUAGCUGACAGGCUAACUAGCAUAGCCAUUGAAGCAAUGGCGUUGAAAAGAAUUCAGAAGGAACUGUCAGACCUGCAGAGAGACCCUCCUGCCCAGUGUUCUGCUGGACCGGUUGGAGAUGAUUUGUUUCAUUGGCAGGCAACAAUAAUGGGUCCUAGUGACAGCCCUUAUCAGAGUGGAGUGUUUUUCCUCACCAUUCACUUUCCGACAGAUUACCCCUUCAAACCACCAAAAGUUGCAUUCACAACAAAAAUAUACCACCCUAAUAUCAACAGCAAUGGAAGUAUUUGUCUCGACAUACUGAGGUCACAGUGGUCACCUGCACUUACAGUAUCAAAAGUAUUAUUGUCGAUUUGCUCUCUUCUUUGUGAUCCAAAUCCGGAUGACCCUCUGGUACCAGAGAUUGCCCAUACAUACAAAGCUGACAGGGAAAAGUACAACAAAUUAGCAAGAGAAUGGACACAGAAGUAUGCAAUGUGAGGACACCAGAGAGAUCAAAAUACAAAUGAGAACAAAAGAACAAGAAAGGAUUUUUAACUUGAGGCAAAUGAGCAACAGAGGGGGGGGAAACAAAACGAUACAACGGCCACGAAGGAAGUGAUACAAUGAGGUACAGUGCCACUUGGCUUUCCAUGUGCUGAGCUGCUACCAUGUGCUGUCCUUCAUAACUUGUAUGGAUCUGCAGAGCAGAACGUGAUGGACUCCUAAAGCACUCCCAUAUGGAAUACAGGAAUUUCUUCAGUCCCUAAAGCCACACUCGAACUUUACACUGUUACUCCUGCUAUUGUGAUUGUUACCUUUUAUUCUUGCUGUUCAUAUAUUUUACUUUCAUUGUCAGUGAGUCAUAUCAUUAUGCUUCUCAGUGGCAAAAUGUUUGAUUUAGGAGAUUUACUCUCCCUUCAUUUCAGAGGUACUGUCUGUGUCCCACUGGAUGUCUUGUUAGUACUGUAUUUCCAUGUAUUUAGUGGCCUUUCACUGUUAUGUUAUUGGUAUGUGUGCAAUUGAGGCAGAAUGUUCCACGUUGAACACAAAAUGGCAUAGUGCCAUUACCAACAGCUUAACUGUUGGCAUUUACUGUCUCUACCCCGAAACAAUGUGAAAUGCAUAAAAAGGAUUAGUUUCUAUCAUCCAUUGCAAUUGAAAAUUAAACAGUAUUUUGCAGUUUUGAGGACACUGGAGAGCUGCUUUUUAUGAGUUGGCAGGCCCAGACAUUGUAGGACUUCAUUGGGUAAAGGUCAAUUUUCAUUUUUCACAUAUGCUUUCAUUGCCCUUUGAUCCUAUAUAAGUAUCCAUCAGUGGCUCAUAUAGUAUAGUACUACUGUCAUAUGACUUGUUUUGUUUUGCUAUGAACAGUUACUCUUUGGCAUAAAGCUCAGCUGUGUGCCACCUCCUCAGUACAGUAACUCAGGUAUCAAACCACAUCGUCAGCCUUGACAAGCAUCAAACUAUGAUUUAAAAAAAAAAGGAAAAAACAGGGCACAUGUAAUUCUAGUAUAAAUAGAACUCAUCUCCAUUCACCUGACAACAAGCCAGUGUGUCCUGAAGAGGCAAUGUGAUUUAACACUAGUCUUGUGUUGCACAAGAAUAGAUGCUGUGUAAGAAGUACUGUCAUUCUCACUAUAUAUCUCCAGGUUUCUUUGCUAGUUUCUUUUGAACAACCCCAGGUUUUGAACAACUUCUAAAUAUUGUUGUGAGACAUAAAUGAUCCUGUAAUGAAAUGGCCUUUGGUUUCAGGUGGUGUCCCUUGUUCUUAAAAUGGGGACUUGAACUAAGUUCACAUUUUGCAGAACCUAGUCAUUUGAAAUCAUAAACAUGUAGUUACUUGAGGUGAAUAAACACAGUAACUUGCCAUGGCUGUUUCAUUUGCUUUAAAUAACAGGUGAUGUGGAGCUUUGAAUUUGUUCAUUGUCAUAUUCAUGACUGGGUCUGCAAAUGUUUUGUUUAAUUUUGGAAUGAAUAAUUCACACUGACAGUAAAACAUUUGGUCUGGGUGAAACAUUUGUGACUUUUUGUAUUGUAUCUUUGAAAGCUUUAGUUUUAGGCUUAUUUUUCUCAUUUGUGUCACAAAAAAUGGAACAUGAUUGUGAUGUGACAUAAUGUAAUAGUUUUAAUAUAGUCCAUUGUAAGUGCAGGAAAAGGGUAGAUGAAAAGUGAUUUUUAAAAAAUCAGGACUCGUAUGCUGACGCUGCCAUUAUAAAGGGAAUUGAUGGAUAUUAAGAGAAGGAAGAAAUUCUGCUAUUAAGACAUUAAAUCAGUUCAUACAGAAAAGUUCAUAAUUAAGCAUGAUGGAUUCUUGAAACUUUGAUUGUAGAAUUAACACCAUGAUUUAAGCACUAAAUAUAGAAUUUAUAGCUGCUGUAGAGUAACUAGUCAAAACAAGUCUUGAAAUACAGUAUUAUACUAAAAGUGUUUUGCAAUUAUAGCCUCUAAAUGCAGGAAAAGGCUGCAAGAUCUCAGUUUAUGCAUUUUCUUCUGUUAAUCUAAUGGAUAAGCAGAAGAAAAUGGAUUUCAGCUGUAUUACAACUAAUUUGAUCCCUGCUUGCAUUGUAGUUCAUCUGGCUGUUUAUUUGAGUAUCUUCCAACUGUCUCCCUGAAUGCAGCCUCAAAUCAUAAUGCAAGAGAUGCUACAUUGACUUCCCUUGUCCAGUGUGCUUAGUAGAGUUUAGAUGGGCAGCUUGACAUGCUUUGCACUCUGGAAAAACCUUCUCACAGCCAUUGGCCAGAUAUCAGGGAUUUCGUUACAAUUCAUCUAACACCUCUAAUUAAAAUUCUAGCCUUAACCCUCAUUUUAUAUAUCGAGAGGAUGUGUCAUAAACUGUAAAUUUGCUAACAGGGCUGUAUCCCACAAACGGGCUAUUCAUCUCAUUUAAAGACAUGGAAAAUCUGCUUGAACAGUACCACAAUCUGGCUUUUCUCUGAAUGCAGAACCAGCCUUCAUGCAUCUUAAAAUUUGAGGCAAGUGUGCUUCAACUGCCAUCAUGAACCUACAUGUCUUCACGUAGUAUAAACAAAAUAACUGACCUUGUUAUAACAAUAAAACUAAUCUUGGUUUA
Molecule: messenger RNA, 3273 nt
Organism: Melanotaenia boesemani (Boeseman's rainbowfish)
Lineage: Eukaryota; Metazoa; Chordata; Actinopteri; Atheriniformes; Melanotaeniidae
Gene: ube2d4
Product: ubiquitin-conjugating enzyme E2D 4 (putative)
Exons: 7
Coding region: 257-700 (147 amino acids)
Biological process (GO): protein polyubiquitination; ubiquitin-dependent protein catabolic process
Cellular component (GO): nucleus
Molecular function (GO): ubiquitin conjugating enzyme activity
Source: RefSeq, a predicted model, not a curated record